GCGGUCCUCCCUCCUCCGUCUCCCCGAAGCUGCCCCGCGAGCCCUCCCGGGGACUGAUGGGCUGGACCUGCCGGGGAGGCUACGGCUGCCGCGUGGACAGGACUGAAGUCCGCGGGGGCUGUCCCUCAGGGGUAGCUCCGCGCCCCCAAGGUUUCGCCUGCUAGCUCGGGGGCGCACGAUCUGUCCUCGUAGUGAGAAGAAGGCACUGAGAAUGGAUUACUGCAGCCAGACCACUCUUGUCCCAUGUGGACAAGAUAAAUACAUUUCCAAAAAUGAACUGCUGGUACAUCUGAAGACCUACAAUUUAUAUUAUGAGGGUCAGAACCUGCAGCUACGACACCGAGAGGAAGAAGAUGAGUUCAUCGUGGAGGGAUUAUUGAACAUCUUCUGGGGCCUGCGCCGGCCUAUCCGUUUGCAGAUGCAGGAUGACAAUGAACGGAUCAGGCCCCCUCCCUCUUCUUCCUCUUGGCACUCUGGCUGCAACCUGGGAGCCCAUGGGUCCAUAAUGAAGCCUGUGGCCAUCCCAGAUAUCCAGAUAACAGACACAGAUGCAGCCCCUGGAAGUGACAGGCGGCUUAGCCCAACAGGGACCAGAGACCUGAAGCCCCUACAGGAAGACACCCCUCAGCUGAUGAGGACACACAGUGACGUUGGGGUUCGGCGCCGUGGCAAUGUGCGCACCCCUAGUGACCAGCGGCGCAUCAAGCGGCACCGUUUCUCCAUCAAUGGCCACUUCUACAACCAUAAGACAUCCGUGUUCACCCCAGCCUAUGGCUCCAUCACCAAUGUCAGAAUCAACAGCACCAUGACAACGCCUCAGGUCCUCAAGCUCCUUCUCAAUAAAUUUAAGAUUGAGAAUUCUGCUGAGGAAUUUGCUUUAUAUAUUGUUCAUACCAGUGGAGAGAAACAGAAGCUAAAGGUCACAGAUUACCCCCUGAUUGCCAGAAUCCUCCAAGGCCCAUGUGAACAGGUCUCUAAAGUCUUCCUCAUGGAGAAGGACCAAGUGGAAGAGGUCACCUAUGAUGUAGCCCAGUACAUAAAAUUCGAAAUGCCAGUCCUGAAGAGUUUUAUUCAAAAACUCAAAGAGGAAGAAGACCGGGAAGUGAAGAAACUAAUGCGCAAAUACACGGUUCUCAGACUAAUGAUUGAACAGAGAUUAGAGGAGAUAGCGGAAAACCCAGCAACGAUCUAAACCAAGGGUGGGGACCUGAGACCUCCAGGCCCCAUGUGGCCUAGAGGCCCAAGGUUCCCCACCCCUGACUUCUAACCAGCUGAGUCACAGCCCUUCUGGAAACAGAUGAGUAGUCUUAAGCUUUUGUUUACAUGAAGAAGUACUGAGAUGGAGAAGGAUGGAGGCUUCCUGAAGGACCUCGGAAAACCCUUUCUUCAACCUGGAACUUUUUGAAUACAAAACCCCCAUCAAGUCACCCUCCUUUUCUUGGACCUGGAAGCAGACGCACCAGCAGACAACUCUUGGAUACUCUCAAUCAACUCUUUUCCCUCUCUGGGAGAGAAUCUUGAUUUGUGGUGUCUAGAGGACUCGAUCUUUGUGUAUGUUUGUGUGUACGUGUGUGCAUGUGCCUUUGUGUGAGAGGGCACUUACAUGUGUGUUUGGUGUAGGUGGCGGAGAAGGGAAGAAGAGAGAUGUAUGUAUGUGUUUUGGGGGUGGGUGGGAGUGGGGAAUUGUCUUUUUUGAAUAUUCAGAGUAUUUUCACAUGCAAUUUAAAAAUUCCAAACAACCAGCAACUGGGCCAUGAAUCUGGUAGAAAUGAUUGUUUCAGACCUGGAUCGCGUGUUCUUAUAGAUUGAGGCUGAAGUAAGGGCCAGGGCCUCAGGAUUAUUUAGGGCUCUUCAUUAGAGGAGGGGCUAGUUGUUCAGAGGCCCUGGUUCCUUCUGCUUUAAUUCUACAUGAUGCCACCAUUUGGGGAAUUAUAUUUUAGCCUUUAAAGAGGAUUUGGUCUCUUUAUUUUACUGAGGGUGAAACUGAGGCACACAGAACAGAAGGAAGUAUUGAAGGCCACACAGGUAGCAGUGUGUCAGGAUUCAAAUCCUGCCCUAAUGGCUUAACCCAUAUCUCUUUCCAUGACGUCACACUUUCCUCUCUAAUAUGGGAGUAGUCGAGGUCAGGAUCUCCAGUUAGACCUGACAGACAUGCAAAAAUUGGCUGAUGGACAAAUCCUUGCAGGAAUUCUUUUUUAAAAAAGUUUUUAAAUUUAAUUUUUUUAAAUUAAAAAAUGUAUUUCCUAUCUCUUCUACUCCCAUCUAAU
Molecule: messenger RNA, 2267 nt
Organism: Trichosurus vulpecula (common brushtail)
Lineage: Eukaryota; Metazoa; Chordata; Mammalia; Diprotodontia; Phalangeridae
Gene: RASSF2
Product: Ras association domain family member 2
Exons: 11
Coding region: 212-1192 (326 amino acids)
Biological process (GO): regulation of non-canonical NF-kappaB signal transduction; positive regulation of JNK cascade; positive regulation of protein kinase activity
Cellular component (GO): cytoplasm; nucleus
Source: RefSeq, a predicted model, not a curated record